Blepharisma stoltei is the source of this 1536-nucleotide messenger RNA. The record is from the annotation of a GenBank genome assembly. Lineage: Eukaryota; Ciliophora; Heterotrichea; Heterotrichida; Blepharismidae.
AUGGUGGAUUUCCGCAAAGUUAUUGGAAUUAUCCUAGUUGUCAAUGUAGCACUUCUUUUAUUUUUCCACAGUUCUGGCACUGGAUCUCCUAUAUCUUACCAACAAAAUCUUGCUCCUUUAUUUGAAGACAAAAAACCAUGGCCAGUUUAUCUAUCACCUCAAUGGGAUGAGUACAUUUCUAGCUUAAAUCUUACAGGAACCUUCCAAAACAUAAUAAAAGACUCAACCUACUGCGACAAAGUCAAGGAAUUCCAAGAAAAAUAUCCAAUUCCCCUUGGUCCUGAUAAAAUGCCAUCAAAAGAGAAUCGAGUUGUUUAUGCUGACUACACAAAAACAAUGUUUGUCCACAAAGUCGUCCAGGAGAAAUCAAGGACUGUUUUGACAAACCAUUACUCAGGAAUGAAAGACACCCCUGAUAAAGAAUACUUGAGGCCUGACAUCACAAUGUUUUAUCAUCUCACAAGUGGAUAUCACAGGAACUUCAAAAUUGGCAGCCAAUUUUUAUGCCCUGGCCAGCUUUAUAACCACAUACCUGGGAAUGCUUAUUUAAAUUUCAAAGAUUUAACUGCUUUAGCAUUCAGAGAGUAUGGGAAAUAUUAUGAAGGAAGAGAAGAAUGCUUUAAUCCUUGGGCCGUGACGCCUCACACAUUGGUAUUAAAUGACAAAGAACAAUGCGAAGAAUUCGUUGAAACAUUGAAAAACGACGCUAACCCAGACAAAAUCAAAUGGAUUUAUAAGAAAGCUAGAUACAGUCAUAAUGGCAGUGGGCUACAAGUAGUCGACUCACAAAUUGCAAAAGAACUUUUAGAACUCUACAGCAAGCCUCAAGGCUGUGACAACAAAGACGACAAAUACCUUGCUCAAAAAUACAUCCCAAACCCUUUCCUUAUAAAUGGUAAAAAGUUUGAUUUCAGGGCUUAUAUGUUUAUUGCCAGCACAGACCCUCUUAUGAUUCUAUACCACGAUGGAUUUCUCAGAGUCUCGAUGGCAGACUAUGACGAAGACUCCACAAACCCAGCUGCUUACCUUACGAACACCCACGUCACAGAAGACUAUUUGAAAUCCCAAAACAUGACCCAAGAAGACUACAACCGGUUCAUGGAAGACCAAGGCUGGGACUUUGACCACUUCGAAAGAUACAUGGUAAACAACGGUUUUGUUGACAAAAACUGGAUGAAUAACUACGUGAGGAGACACAUCAAAUGGGCAAUGCUGCAUAUAGUCAGGAUGAAUUUAGACCAUUUAUUAAUCCACCCUGGUGUCUUUGAGAUAUAUGGCUUAGAUUUCUUAUUAGACGAAAAUUUCAAACUGUGGUUCAUUGAGCUGAACUUGACACCUUCAAUACAAGGGACUUCUAAAGAAAAAGAAAAAGUCAAUAAGAAGUUUGUAAGCGACCAAAUCGACUUAGAGUACGCCAGAAUGUAUGGGGCUGAUUUCGAUGGGAUUUUAAAGACCACAAAUUUCCAUUGGAUUUUUGACGGCAGAAAAAUUGGGAUGGAGAGGUACCAUGGACUGGUUACUCCAAACUGCGUUUAA